UUGUUUAUAGUAUUUACAGUAGUGGUGGAGUAGUAGUAGUUGAGCAGAGUAGAGCAGAAAGCCAAAACCACGCGCCGAGCUCAACCCACCACAAGCAAAACUCCACACUCCACAACCAUCCCCCGCAGCAAAUACAAACAAACCAACAUCGACACAUCUCUGACUACAGCUUCUGAGAUCAAUUGAGGAAUUUCUGAGAUUAAUUGAGGGAUUGUAAUCAUGUCAGAGACGGAGGAUAUCUCAAUGACGCCGUCGUCAGAACGAUCGAGGUCGCGCUCGUCGUCGUCCGUGCCGUCGCCGAGUUCUACGCCUUCUGCGUCGCCGAGGAAGAGGAGUGCGUACCGGGAUGGAUCGUCACAGGAGAAGAGAGAGGAUGGGUAUGAGGAGGAGAGUAUGUCUACAGCGGCGACGACGCCCGCGCUCACGCGAACAGGGUCGGCGAGCGCGUACACGAUCCCGGUCUCGCACCGGUCCUCGUUCUCGUCCAAGAGCGAGCCCGGCGCCGAUACCGACUCUGGCGGCGCGGUGAUCACGCCCGCGACGCCGGCGAACGUGGCUGUCUACGCGAUCGAGUACGUGCAGGGUCUGCUGCAGGAGCGGGCGCGCAAGGUGCUGGGUGUCGGGCGACGGCGGGCAAAGUCGUCGGCGCGGGACUGGGUUAGUACGGCUGAGGUUGUCGUGUUGGAUUUAGGUGAUCGCGGGUUGGAUUUUGUGCAGAUGGUGCUGAGGCUGUGGAUUGAGCGGCCGGUGUUUGCUGUGAGUAGUAGUUGCUGUUGUUGAUGAGAGGGUGGGAUGCGAGCUGACGGUUGUGUAGGCGUUUGUGACGUUGCAGAUUGGGUUUGCUGCGGUGCCGGUGGUGGUGGUUAUGAUGAAUCUGGUGGUUGUGAUGUCUGUCGUGAUUGUGCUUGCGGCGAUAACCUCCGCCAUCCUCAUCUCAUUCGCAGCACUGGCGUUAAUCGGAUUACUAGCCGCGUCGGGGAUAUUAGCGACGGGCGCGUGGAUGUUUGCCGCGGUGGGGAUCGUGGUGUUGCAGCGGGCGAUUGUUUUGGGUACUGCGCUUUUUGGAGGGGGUGGGGAGGUGUAUGAGGAUGGGAAGGAGGG
Myxozyma melibiosi is the source of this 1101-nucleotide messenger RNA. RefSeq lists its product as uncharacterized. Lineage: Eukaryota; Fungi; Ascomycota; Lipomycetes; Lipomycetales; Lipomycetaceae. The record is from RefSeq and is a predicted model, not a curated record. The transcript is spliced from 2 exons. Bases 220 to 780 code for a protein of 186 amino acids.